GGGCCCCAGGCCGCGCCCGCCCCUCCAACCCCGCCGCCGGGGUGGGGUUUCCCGGGACGAGCCGGCCCCUUUCAUCCAGGAAGUGAAAGCGACGUCGGGGUCAAUGAAAACAAACGGGGAGCCCGGGGGGGAAGGAAGCGCCGGGGCGAGGAAGCGCGGGCGGGAGGCCGGCUGCGGUCGCGUUUUUGUCGGUGCGGCGGCCGCGGCCGCCGAGGCUUGCGCAGGGAUGUCUGAGCCCGCGCGUCGCGGCCCCCCAGCUCCUCGCGGCGCCCGCUGUCCUGGCCUCUAAGGGCUGCCACGUCCGGGCGGCGUAGCGCGGCCCGGGGGGCGGCCGGGGAGGGGUCCCGGGAGGGGCGGCCCCGGGCUGUGCGCCCACCCCAUCCCCGCGGCCGGAGCCGGGCCAGGAGGAUGCGCGGUGCCGGGCUCUGAAGCAUGGAGGGGGUUCUGUACAAGUGGACCAACUAUCUCACAGGUUGGCAGCCUCGUUGGUUUGUUUUAGAUAAUGGAAUCCUAUCCUACUAUGAUUCACAAGAUGAUGUUUGCAAAGGGAGCAAAGGAAGUAUAAAGAUGGCAGUUUGUGAAAUUAAAGUCCAUUCAGCAGACAACACGAGAAUGGAAUUAAUCAUUCCAGGAGAGCAGCAUUUCUACAUGAAGGCCGUGAAUGCAGCUGAGAGACAGAGGUGGCUGGUUGCUCUUGGGAGCUCCAAGGCGUGUUUGACUGAUACUAGGACUAAAAAAGAAAAAGAAAUAAGUGAAACCAGCGAAUCUCUGAAAACCAAAAUGUCUGAACUUCGCCUGUACUGUGACCUCCUAAUGCAGCAAGUUCAUACAAUCCAGGAAUUUGUUCACCAUGAUGAGAGUCGUUCAUCUCCCAGCAUAGAGAAUAUGAAUGAAGCCUCUUCUCUGCUCAGUGCUACAUGUAAUACAUUCAUCACGACACUUGAGGAAUGUGUGAAGAUAGCAAAUGCCAAGUUUAAGCCUGAGAUGUUUCAGCUGCCCCAUCCGGAUCCUUUAGUGUCUCCUGUGUCACCUUCUCCUGUUCAAAUGAUGAAACGUUCUGUCAGCCACCCUGGUUCUUGUAAUUCAGAAAGGAGUAGUCACUGUACAAAAGAACCAGUGUCUACACUUCACCGACUCUCCCAGCGACGCCGAAGAACCUACUCAGAUACAGACUCUUGUAAUGAUAUUCCCCUUGAAGAAUCAGAUAGACCUACUCACUGUUCAAGAAAUACACUUAAUGGAGACUUGACAUCAGCAACCAUUCCUGAAGAAAACAGACUCACGGCCAAAAAGAAGCCUGAAUCGGAAGCCCUUCUUCCACCCUUCUCUUCCUGAGGCAACCGAAGUGUCCAGCUUCCUCUAAGUAUUGCUAUGCAAAAGCUGCUGCCACUCAGCUGUUGUCAUAGGGAUUAGCGUCUCCCUUAGGAUUUCUCUGCACUUUAUAGAAUAUUGUAAAACAAACAAAAAACCCACAUACUUUUGAAGUGUAUUUUAUCUUUAUAUAGUUUAUUUGCAAGAGUAUUUUCCUAAUAACUUCACAGUAUGAAUGUGCAUCUUUUUUUUUUUUUUAAACAAAUGAUGAUGUAACAUUUUGACAUCCAUAAAGACAAAUGUAGAUAUUUUUCUAAAAAACUGUGAGGGACUGACGGAUUGGUCAGUGAGUAUUGUAGCUUAUAAACAUGAAAUCUUGAAAGGUUUCAGUUUGACAGAAGUGUGAUACAUGUAACUUGUGCCAUGGACCAAAUGGUCACUUUACCCCAGCUAAAACUGAGUUAUGAUAGCAGCUUGAUGGUGAUUGUAUUCUGUUUCUUUAAGCAAAAAGGAAACUCUUAAUAUUCUAAAUAUCUUUAACCCAAAUACCACGACAUUGAAUCCGAAUAUUUUUUAAAACCCAGACUGUGCUGUGCUUCAUAUGUGAAGUUGACACUACUGAAUUUGCCAAUACCAAAUGUUGGGUUAAAAUAUUUAAUUUUUGUUUAUUUAUUUUCUUGUUACAUCAAAAGAGUAUUGCAUCCUCACUUUUGUGACAUACCAAAUUUAAGAUAUGUAUGCAUUGUUAUUUACCUUGCUUUAGAAAUGAGGCUAACAUUGUAGUGACCUUGCUCACUUAUGCCAGAGAAAUAAACCACUUCUGAUGGAAGAGGAUUUUAGUGCUUUUUUCCUCAGAUAGAUGUUAAGCUGCUGUUGUAAGGUAUUGUUUGCAGCUCUUUAGGAUAUCUGGAGACAUUUUAAUUUAUGAAUAUUUAUACAAAAGAGGAAUUCCUUCAAAGUUCUUUGCCACUUGAGAAUGGCAUUAUUUAAAGAACAAAUAGUAUUUUUUGAUAGUGCCUGUCUGUAUCUAUUGUCAGUGUUUGCCUUGUUAUCUGUGUUUCUGAAUUCACUUUGGGGUGAUGGUAUUGUCCAAGGUUUUGGAUGAUGAGCACUUUAAAGCAAACUGGUUUGGUGUUUUUUAAGUUAAUCAUGUUUAAUAAAUAUGUGGUUUUUGCAAUCAAACUCAUCAUAUAAUACAUUGUAUUUUUUACGCUCACUGAUAUUCUGUAUAAUCUUUAUUAAGUGCUAUGAUAGUAUUCUUUAUUGAUUUAAUUUUUUUUUUUUUAAUCUGGGCCUGCUGGUAAAUACAAAUGAAGCAUGUUGUCAGUUUUUGCUGCCUAUGAACUUAGAAUGGUGUGGAAUAUUUCACCUUAAAUUUCUCUUGCAAGUUAAUGUGGGUUUUUUUUUAAAGAGUUAAUACUUGGGUAUUUACUAAAAUAAAUAUGUAAUGACAGGCUUUCUUCUUUAAGUUUAAUAUGGGCAUAUGGAAUCUAUAAACAACCUAGAUACAUUACUAUGUAUUUAUAAACUGUGUGCUACUUAAAAGUGUGAUUUUAAUUAGCACACAGAUCAUUCCAGUGUAAUUUAGUGGCAUUUUUUCUUGCUCAUAAGACUAAUUUGAAAAAAAAGUUUGAUAAUAUAGUACAUUUCCAUGUUGGUGAAGUAAUCAGGUGUUUUGCUUUUUUUCAGUAUAGUAAGAACUUGUACAGUGAGAAUACAAAGAAGAUCAAGGUGCUGCCGAUAGGAAGUUUUUUCUGGUAGUCAGUGUUUUGUUUUUUUCCCCAAAGUAAUAAAUUUAUGAUAAAAAUACUAUAAUAACUUUUUGAACUCAUAGGAUAGGAAAUGAAUUCAUUUGCUAUUUCUUUAUUCAAAUAUAUGAGUUCAUGAAAAGUUUUCUGUAAAUAUUUUUUAUAAAAUAAAGUCAUUUUCUCUUUUGUAUCGUUUGCCCUCUUUGAAAUAGGUGCUUGACAGAUUUGCUGUAUUCCUAGGUACGACUUUUAUUGUGAUUUUCAGCCACUUUUUUUCCCCCUUAGGAACCAAACACAUUUGGGAAAUCAUAUUUUUAGGCAGUAUAAAUGUGUCAUAUGUUAUAUCUAAGUUUCCAUCAGUGAACUAGUAGCACAGAACAACCUAUAAAGCUUAAAGGAAUAUUGCAUUUUGAGGAGCCCUGUGAAUUGUUAAAUAUGCUUGAUCUUCCUGAAUGUUAAGGAAAAGAUGAGCCAAAGAACAGGUCUAUAAGACUUUUAGCUUGUCAGGUUUUCUGUAACAUGUGGUUGUUGAUCGUUCCUUUUUGGCUUUGUCCAGGCCAUGGCAUUGUUGAGAAAUUUGGAGAUUGUCUUGUCCAUCAGUGAUCUUAUCACCAAACUGAGUGCUUGCUUUUUAUUUCAAGUUCCUCGUCCCUGCAGUGUGGGAAUCACAGGCCUCUGUGAUGAAAGGGACCUUGAUAGGAAUUCUUUUGUAAAUGAGCUAAAAAUGAAUUGUGUCACAUCAGAUUGGAUUGUUGAGUUCUUUGCAAUCAGGACAAGUACAAAAAUGGAUGCUAUUAUUUAAAAUCCAAAGCAAGAGAUAAAGGGUCUUCAUUUCCACAGGUUCCCCUGGAAUCUUUAAUCCUGAGUUGUAGUUUUUCAGUAUGCAUUAUCACAUUUAGAAAUUGAGAAAUCACAGCAAGAUCUCAGGAACUGUAUCCUUGUAAUAUGUUAAUAUUGGACUGAUGUUUAUUUCCACAUACAGUAUAAUGUCAUUAAUUUGGACUCUGCCCAUUCUUUUACUAAUGAAAUGCCUCUAAUUUGUCCCCUGAGCCUUGCUGUUGCUACUUUGUGUGGAGUUAGUGUCUUGAUUCGAAAGAAAGCUGUUUUAGACUGCAGGAGCUCCUCCAAGCUCUCUGUAUUGAUGGCCUGAGGUAAGGAAAUGGUAGGUGGCUGGUGGAUAAGACUUACUUUCUGAAUUUCUUUUUAUUAAAAUAAUUCACACAGUUUAAGAAAAAAAUCAAACAGAACUAAAAGACUAAAAAAGACUAACUGAAAGGUUAAACAGAGUUAAAAGAAAACGAACAAUCCCUUCUCUACCUACCUUAGCACCCCAGAGACCAGGAUUUUUAACUUUUAGUGGUUUAUGCUAGUAUUUGUCUUCCUAUGUAAAAACAUGUUAUACUACUUUUUCUUGAUUAAUCAGUUUCAAAAAUGAUUUUUUGAAUUUGUUGUAUGAUAGGCAGGAAUUACUUUUCUUAGAUCCUUACCUCACAUUUUUCUUCUUCCACCCAUCCCAGUAUAGAUUUAUAUUCAUGCAACUUUGUGUUAACUCCCAACUUGCUAUUAGAUCAGUAGAUAAUAAAUGUUCACUGAUGGAGCAAGUGAUUAACUAUCAUUACUUCUUUUCUACUGGAAUCCUAUUUUUGUUGGAGUUACUAAUUUAACAUUUUGUUUAGUGUCUUAUAUAACUGUCACAGUGAUUAUCCAGUGGAAUAAAUGCUCAAAAAUACCAGAUGAUCUAUCAAUUCUAUCUGUUCCUUUUUUUUUUUUUACAUUCUUUCAUGGACAUUUUUUUUCUAUAUUCUUUUAUCUUCCUUUAUCUUCUGCUUGUUGGAGUGUUGCUCUCCAGGACUACUGCUUGGCUCACUGGUCAUUCUGAGAGCCCCUUUGUACUUUAUCCUCAUAUUGGAUCUUUGCUUAUUAGACCCUAUUAGAUCCUAUGAAUUCCUCUUUCUUGUUUUGCUAUCCUCUAAGCUUAUCCACCAGUGGCAGUCAAAAUUUUUAGGCUUUCCAAGCCAGAAAAUGUCUCUACUCUUGAUAGUUUGGAGCCUGUUAAGUAAUUUUCCCUGUAAAUUUUAAAGGCAGUGAUCCAUGUCUUACAGCAUUCAGUAUUACUCUGAGCACUCUUGCGCCAUUCCUUUCCGUGGGACUGUUUUUCGUUUCUGGAAGCCCUUUGAAGCUUCUCUUUAUCUCUGACAUUUCAUAAUGUUGUAUGUAUGGUUCUUCAUCUUUAGUUGAAAUGUGGAGCCUUUCAACUAGAAGGCGUGUCUAUUUCAGAUGUGAACAGGCAUGUUCAGGAUGGUAUGGCCAUAGACAGCUUCUCUGUUUUAGUUCUGGGAAAUUUUGGGUGUGUUUUAAAUAAUUUUCUCUGUCCUGUUUUUAUAGAAUUGCUGUUAUUUUAAUGUUGGACUUCCCAGAUUGAUCCUCUAAUUAAAAAAAAGAUUCUAUUUGCAUCUUAAAUUGCAUUAUAGGUUGAGUAUCCGUUAUCUGAAAUAUUUGGGACCAGAAGUGUUUCAAAUUUUCCAGUUUCUUAAUUUUGGAAUCUGCAUAGACUUUACUAGUUGAGCACCCUGAUCAGAAAAUAUGAAAUUUGAAGUGCUCCAAAAUCCAAAACAUUUUGAGUAUCCUGUUUAUGCUCAAAAAGUAUUGAAUUUUGGAGCAUUUCAGGUUUUUGGAUUAUGGAUGCUAAUCCUAUGUUUUUAUUAUCUUCCAGUUCUUCUAUUGAAUUUUAUCUGCGUAUUUUAAAACUUCUGAAAUUUUUUUCUAUGUUCCUUUCUCAUGAAACCCUUUUAUUAUUUAAUGUUUUCUUAUACCUCCUCGAUAAUAUAAGUUUGUAUUUUUUCCUCAGAUCUUCGCUGUUUCUCACAUUGGAUGUUUUCUCCAUGUCUGAUUUUCUGUUUGGGCUUUGUCUUUUCAUUCUGAAGCCUUUCCUAAGAAGCUGGAGAGAUCAUCCAUCCAUUCAUAUUAGUCCCAUGCUGCAGAGCUAAUUUCAUUGGUGUUCAUGUGUUGGCCCGGCUUAUCAGUUGUCUCAAGGAUGGUCAUGCUGAGGGCCACUUUUUCCUUUUGAGAUCUCCUAAAUUUCUGUGGAUGUCAGUUUCUCUAGAAAAGUGGGUUCUGGCAGUAGGGCAGAAGAGGGCUGAGUAUUCUCAGUUUUUUUUUUUUUUUAUGAUAACUUUCAAUUAAUUCCUAUAUUUUCAGUCUCUCUUUUGCCUCACCCAACCCAAAUCCUCCUCCAUGCUGGUGACCCUCAGGUUCAGUGUAGAUGGAAAGUUAGGGUGCAGCAGUUGGCUGACGGUGGAGGAUGGGGAGAGUUCAACACUCUCCAGUCUUCUAUUAAUAAUUUCACUUUUAUAUGUCAUUCCCAUCCACAGUUCCCAGUGCUUCCAUGUUCUGAGCCUUCCGGGUGCUUGGUGGGAUGCAUUUUUUGGCUUUUCCCUUUUUGGUAUGUAGGCUUUAACUUCCUCCACACUGCUACCUCAGUAAUCAGACCUCCUACUGUUUUUUUUUUUUUUAAACUUUUAAGAUUUAUUUUAUUUAUUUGAAAGAGUGACAAAGAGAGGUAGAGACAGAGAAGAGAAAGAGAGGUCCACUGGUUCACUCCCUAAAUGGCCGCAGUGGUCGGAGCUGAGCCAAUUCGAAGCCAGGAGCCAGGAGCUUCUUUCGUGUCUCCCAAGGAUUUAGGCCAUCCUCUGCUGCUUUUUCAGGUGCAUCAGCAGGAAGCUAGAUUUGAAGUGGAGCAGCCGGAACUGCUCCCAUAUGGGAUGCUGGUGCUGCAGGCUGGGGAUUUAACCCACUGCGCCACAGCGCCGGCCCCCCCCCCUUUUUUUUUUUUUCUUUUUAACUUUUAAAAAUUUGUAGGGGCUAGCGCUGUGGCAUGUGGCAUAGCGGGCCUGCAGUGCCGGCAUCUCAUAUGGGCACUGGUUGGGGUCCUGGCUGCUUUGCUUCCCAUCCAGCUCUCUGCUAUGGCCUGGGAAAGCAGUGGAGGAUGGCCCAAGUCCUUAGGCUCCUUACCUGCAUGGGAGACCCCAAGGAAGCUCCUGGCUCCUGGCUUCAGAUCAUCUCAGCUCUGGCCGUUGUGGCCAGUUGGGGAGUGAACCAGCGGAUGGAAGACCUCUUUUUCUCUCUCUGCCUCUCCUCUCUCUGUGUAACUCUGACCUUCAAAUAAAUAAAUAAUAAAAAUCUUUAAAAACAUUUUAUAAAGGGAACAAAUUUCAUGUAUUUCAUAUAUACAGUUGUGUGUGUGUGUGUGUGUGUGUGUUUGUGUGUUUUUAAGACUUAUUUAUUUGUUUGAAAGGCAGAGUUACAGAGUCAGAGGCAGAGAGAGAGAGGUCUUCCAUCUGCUGGUUCACUCCCCAGCUGGCCACAACUGUAGGAGCUGUGCUGAUCCAAAGCCAGGAGCCAGGAGCUUCUUCCAGGCCUCCCAUGCAGGUGCAGGGGCCCAAGGACUUGGCCGUUUUUUUAAUUUUUACAAUGACAUACUUUCAAUUUUCUUUUUAAUCACAAGCUUAACCCUCCUUUGUAAACUCUGCUGUGAUCUCAUGGCUUUAUAGUCUGUUCUCUUUGUGGAUUAAUACCUUUUAUAUUCCUUUUUUUUUUAAUGGAUGUAUUUUAUUUAUUUGAAAGACAGACUUAUAGAGAGAGGUAGAGACAAAAUAAAAGGUCUUCCAUCCUCUGGUUUACUCCCCAGAUGACUGAAACAGCCGGAGCUGCGCCAAUCUGAAGCCAGGAGCCAGGAGCUUCCUCUGGGUCUCCUACAUGGGUGCAGGGGCCCAAGGACUUGAGCCAUCCUCUACUGCUAUCCCAGGCCACAGCAGAGAGCUGGACUGGAAGGGGAGCAUCUGGGAGUAGAACCGGCGCCUAUAUGGGAUGGCUGCGCUUCAGGCCAGGGCUUUAACCCACUGCACCACAGUGCCAGCCCCAUUGUUUAUAUCCCUUUAAUGUCUUUUUGAAAUGGUUGUAGAAGCAGAGGAGAUAAAUUGAGCUGAGCAGUCCACCAUGUUUAAAAGAAGUCUAGAUUUAAAUUCAAAUAGUGUACAGAAAAUAAAAUUUCUUAUUCUUUCCAUUCUAAUGAUUUUCAAUUCAUAUAGUUUUACUGUACUGACUACCUCAUAGGGUUGUGAGGAUUAGAGGAAUCAAUUCAU
Oryctolagus cuniculus (rabbit) is the source of this 8200-nucleotide messenger RNA. It is a transcript of the gene PLEKHA3, whose product is annotated as pleckstrin homology domain containing A3. The record is from RefSeq and is a predicted model, not a curated record. Gene Ontology annotation, biological process: endosome organization; receptor recycling; retrograde transport, endosome to Golgi. Lineage: Eukaryota; Metazoa; Chordata; Mammalia; Lagomorpha; Leporidae. Gene Ontology annotation, cellular component: recycling endosome; trans-Golgi network; early endosome.